AUGACUAUUACUAGAGAGUUCCCCGCCGCCCAGCAAAAUCAAGAUAUGAACCAGAAUCGGCGGUUUCCCUUCACCAAGGUCUGGAUCGACCUCAUCACUCUUCUCCAGGAUAAAGUUACAAUGAAACGACGAUACAUCGUGCGCACUGCCGCAGAAUCCGUAUUCACAGGAGCGAACGCCGUCGAUGUUCUGCUGCGUCAUGUGCGAACGAACCCAGAACUCUUCCCCAACCAGAACUUCGGCCGCAGUAACUGCGUUCGACUGUGCCAGCGAUUUCUUGACCUGCGCGUCUUCCUACCAGCAAAUGCCAAAGAAGCCAGCCAACUCAAGAUCAACUUUGCAGACUCCAAAUUUGCGUUCUAUCGCUUCAACGAAAAUAACGACUUCAUUGGUGCGCCGAAAGUCACGCGAUGCAUGAAACGUUGUAAUUCGGAAACUGACCUCAACAUCGUUAACCCCAAACAAGCAAAGGUCACUUCGGGCUCGAACCUGAUGAAACUGGUGCCCAAGAACCUUCGACGAUCCAUGCGAAGACGAUCUUCUUCUAAGCCAGCCGGAGAAUUAGACGCCAUUGACGAACACUCCGUCCCAGCUGCUUCUGAACUUGAGACGACACUUCCUGUCAUCAACGAGGGAUCCAGAGUUGCAGACACACCUACUCGAAAGCGCCGCCUCUCUCGAUCAAAUGCCUUCAAACUUCGCAGCUCUAGAAAAUCCUCCACUAGCUUGACUGCCUUCGAAUCAAUGGAAGACUUGAGCAGCGUCGGUACCACCCCAAAGAGCGUUCGCAGACGAAGUUUCGCGAUGAUGGUCUCAAGACGUAGCUCCCUCGAAGCUCGCAAGAAGGUCAAGUCGGUGGCUAACUUCAAUCUUUCCUUAUCUAUUGCGCUCUAA
Messenger RNA from Oikopleura dioica, 894 nucleotides. The record is from the annotation of a GenBank genome assembly. Lineage: Eukaryota; Metazoa; Chordata; Appendicularia; Copelata; Oikopleuridae.